AUGAAGGCUUGGUCGAAUGACUUGUGGGAAGGCAAGAGCAAGAUCAUCAUCGGGGUGGACGUUGGAUCGACGCACAGUGGGGUUUCUUACGCAUACUUAUUCGCAGGAGGAUCGAGAUUUGUUACUCGUGUUUCGGAAUGGCCUGGUCAGGAGGCGCAUAAAACUGCGAGCAAGAUCCCAACCAUGAUUUGGUACGACCAAAAUGGGGUUGCGCAAUCCUUUGGUGCAGAGACACUUAUCCCUGAUGUAAUGGACCAAGCCCUUGAUGAAGGGUGGCAGUUAGCGAAACACUUCAAGCUGCAUCUCCAUCCCACUACUAUCAUCACUCGGCAUACGCUUCAACUCGAUCCGUUACCUGAAGGGGUACAACUUUUGAAGAUUUACACUGAUUUCCUUGCUUACCUUCUAUCCCACACGAUCUCGGCUUUCAAAAGCCGAGUAGUCGAUGGGACGCGAGUUUGGGACCAAUUGGCCUCAACCAAGGCUGUCGAAUUCGUUCUUGCACACCCAAACGGAUGGGGUCUUAGCCAACAAGCUUUCUUGCGGAAAGCGGCGAUCCGAGCCGGCUAUGUGGAGGACGAGGCCCAGGCGGCAUUACGAAUACGAUUUGUCAGUGAAGGAGAAGCCUCUGUGCAUUUCUGUGGAUCAACUGUUGACACCACCUCUUACAUUGUCAAGUCUAGUUACCCAAUGCUCGAGCUAGAAGAGGCAAAGGCCUCAGACUGCGUACAAGCUGGUGCGAUUUUCGUGGAUAGCGCAUUCGAGAAGUAUCUGAGAGAACAGUUGAACAAAACUGGGCCAUCGGGGAAGGCUACUCUCACGGAGGAUGAUGUGGAAGACUUUGUGAAGCGUGGGUUAAGUGAUUUUGAAGGGAGUGCUAAGAGGGCAUAUUGCGGUGCUGAAGGAUCAAAGUACGCCAUUGACAUCGGAGCUGGAAGAUACACGGAUGAGCAGAAGGGUAUACGCCGGGGAAGAAUGACCAUAGAUGGGGAUGUUUUCCAUCGUUGUUUUGAUCCAUUCGUUACUCAAAUUGUUCGGGCGGUGGAAGAACAAAUGUCUGGCCUUGUCACGGAGCACGUUCUGCUUGUAGGGGGUUUCGGUGAGAGCCCUUACCUACGCGAAGUUUUACGCAGCAGGUUUGAAGGUGGACGGGGGAGAUGCAAGGUCAUGACGGCGAACGACGCUACCGCGAAAGCUGUUUCAGACGGAGCUGUAAUAUAUCACGCUACACAAACGGUCAAAGCUAGAGCAUGCAGAUUCCAAUUUGGGAUAGUAGGGGGAAUACCGUACGAUGAGAACGUUCCAGAGCACAGAUCAAGAGAUUGGGUGAUUGGACGGGAUGGCGUGAAGUGGAUGAGCAAUAAAUGGUAUCCCAUGGUUGAAAGAGGCGACGUUAUUAUGGCUGAGGAUGGCGUAUCAGAAAACAUGUACAACGUUUAUCACACCUCAAAUCCUUCACUCGGGACAUUCUCGGAAAGAAUCUAUGCCUUUACCCUAUCAGAUGAAGAAGGGCCCUAUUGGGCCUUGGAUCCAGACGGGAAGCCCGAGUAUGGAAUUGAAUGUGUCUGCGAGAUCACUGCAGAUUUGAGCAAUCUAAGAGGUGGCUUGGUAGAGAAGAUCUCGCGAGAGCAAGGAGGGAAGUAUUGGCUCCUCGAUUAUAAUGUGGUCAUUGAAUUUGGAGACACGGAACUUCGUGCCUAUUUGGAGUGGACGGAGAACGGGGAAACAAAGCGUGGCCAGGCUUCUCUCAUACCGGACUCCUUUAUGUAG
This is a messenger RNA of Cantharellus anzutake, 1770 nucleotides long. RefSeq lists its product as uncharacterized. NCBI's taxonomy places the organism in Eukaryota, Fungi, Basidiomycota, Agaricomycetes, Cantharellales, Hydnaceae. The coding region runs from base 1 to 1770 and encodes 589 amino acids. The transcript is spliced from 11 exons. The record is from RefSeq and is a predicted model, not a curated record.